Molecule: messenger RNA, 690 nt
Organism: Cyprinodon variegatus (sheepshead minnow)
Lineage: Eukaryota; Metazoa; Chordata; Actinopteri; Cyprinodontiformes; Cyprinodontidae
Exons: 5
Coding region: 1-690 (229 amino acids)
Biological process (GO): cell surface receptor signaling pathway
Molecular function (GO): transmembrane signaling receptor activity
Source: RefSeq, a predicted model, not a curated record
AUGAGCUGCACUGUGGAGCCCUCUGCUGGAUGGAGGUACAGAUGGUUCAGAAGGACCUCAGACACCUCUGAAGUUGAAGUCAGGAUAAAUAAGGAUGAAAACAGAGAAAUCACUGUGAGACAAGGAGGAAUCUACGGUUGUUAUGGAGUGAGAGGAAACCCAGAGAUCUGCACACAUUCAAGCUCUGAGGUCACUGUUAAGAUAACAUUUUCCAACAAGGUUGUUGUGACUCAAAAACCAAACAGCUCUCAGAUGUUCAGUGGUGAGACGAUCAUUCUGACAUGUGAGGUCCAGGGAGGAGAAAGCACUGAGUGGACGUAUGAAUGGAGGAGAUCUGGUUCUGUUAUACACAGCACACCCAGUAAAGACUGGACUUUUAAUGUUUCUGAGUCCAGCAGUGGAAAUUACACAUGUCAGUGUAGAAGCAGAGAUGACUGGUAUUCUUCAACAGAGUGGAGUGAAUCAAUCAUUCUGUCAGUAUCUGCAGCUGUGUCCAGUCCCUUCAGCUCUCUUAUCUUGUGGAUCAUUGUAUCAGUUUCUGGGAUCGUUCUUGUUGUUCUGCUCCUCCUGUUGUGGCGCUGCAGUCAGUCCAGAGGUUUAUUCUGCUUCAGGCGCUCAGAGAGGAGCAGUCAGAUUGAGAUUCGUGAAUACAACUCUCCCUGUGAAGGUCUGAAGUUCCACCAAUUUUAG